Messenger RNA from Pectinophora gossypiella (pink bollworm), 2685 nucleotides. It is a transcript of the gene Mcm6, whose product is annotated as DNA replication licensing factor Mcm6. The record is from RefSeq and is a predicted model, not a curated record. Gene Ontology annotation, molecular function: single-stranded DNA binding; ATP binding; single-stranded 3'-5' DNA helicase activity. Gene Ontology annotation, biological process: DNA replication initiation; double-strand break repair via break-induced replication; mitotic DNA replication. Bases 133 to 2598 code for a protein of 821 amino acids. NCBI's taxonomy places the organism in Eukaryota, Metazoa, Arthropoda, Insecta, Lepidoptera, Gelechiidae. The transcript is spliced from 15 exons. Gene Ontology annotation, cellular component: MCM complex; nucleus.
UCAAAUCUCGCGCAAGCCGUGUGUGCGCAUUUCUUUGUUUUUAUGUAAAAUUGUUAAGAAUUUUGUAAUUUAACAGUGAAUUUUGUAUAAAUAUACCUGGAGUAAGUGAAAAAUCCUCAGACAGUAUCAGUCAUGGAUGUAGCAGACACAUACGCCACUCAAAACCAAGUAAAAGAUGAGGUUGGAGUUCGAUGCCAGAAGCUUUUUCAAGAUUUCCUUGAAGAAUUCAAAGAAGACAAUGAAAUCAAAUACGAAAAAAACGCUAAGGAACUUCAAAAACCAGAGUUGAGCACAUUAGAAGUUAGUUUUGAUGAUGUUGAAAAGUACAAUCAGAAUCUCGCAACAACAAUAAUUGAGGAAUAUUACCGAAUUUACCCAUUUCUCAACUUAGCCAUACUUAAUUAUGUACGAAGCCUCGCUGACAGUGGUAUGAAAAAAGACUUACAAGAUAAAGAGUGUUAUGUGUCGUUUGUUGAUGUGCCAACGAGACAUAAAGUGAGAGAGUUAACAACAGCUAAAAUUGGUACAUUGAUCAGAAUAUCAGGGCAAAUCGUUAGAACGCAUCCGGUACAUCCCGAGCUGGUUCUUGGGACAUUUGUCUGUUUGGAUUGCCAGACUGUGAUCAAAAAUGUUGAACAACAAUUCAAGUACACACUACCAACAAUCUGCCGCAACCCAGUGUGCGCCAACCGCCGCAGGUUCAUGCUGGAUACUGACAAGUCAGUGUUUGUGGACUUCCAGAAGAUCCGCAUCCAGGAGACGCAGGCGGAGCUCCCUCGGGGCUGCAUCCCGAGGUCGCUGGAAGUCAUAUUGAGGGCUGAAGCGGUGGAGUCUGUUCAGGCGGGAGAUCGCUACGACUUCACUGGCACUUUAAUCGUGGUACCUGACGUGGGGGCCUUGUCUAUGCCUGGAGCUAAAGCUGAGCUAACGACGAGGACGCGGCAGGGGAAUGACGGCCAGAUGGAGGGCAUUAAGGGGCUGAAGGCUUUGGGAGUUCGAGAGCUACAUUACAAGACAGCAUUCCUAGCAUGCAGUGUGCAGGCCAUAUCGCGCAGAUUUGGUACGGCCGAGCUCGCAACUGAUGACCUAACUACUGAAGAUAUGAGGAAGCAGAUGACUGAUAAGGAAUGGGAUAAGAUAUAUGAGAUGUCCCGCGACCGCAACCUGUACAACAACCUGAUCGGCAGCCUGUUCCCGAGUAUCCAUGGCAACAAUGAGGUCAAGCGGGGGGUGCUGCUCAUGCUGUUCGGGGGAGUCGCCAAGACUACUGUGGAAGGAACGACUCUCCGCGGCGAUAUAAACGUAUGCAUAGUAGGGGACCCUAGUACAGCCAAGUCUCAACUACUGAAGCAAGUGAGCGAGAUGACCCCGCGAGCUAUAUACACCAGCGGGAAGGGAUCCUCCGCCGCCGGUCUCACAGCCGCCGUUGUCAAGGACGAGGAGUCAUUCGACUUCGUAAUCGAAGCGGGCGCGUUAAUGUUGGCCGAUAACGGCGUGUGCUGCAUAGAUGAGUUCGACAAGAUGGACCUCGCCGACCAGGUCGCCAUUCAUGAGGCCAUGGAGCAGCAGACCAUAUCCAUCGCUAAGGCGGGCGUGCGAGCGACUCUAAACGCCAGAACAUCAAUCUUGGCUGCGGCCAACCCAAUCGGCGGACGAUACGACAGGGCAAAGUCCUUGCAACAGAACGUAGCCCUUAGCGCUCCUAUCAUGUCUCGAUUUGAUCUGUUCUUCAUACUUAUCGACGAGAGCAGUGAGAUGGUCGACUACGCUAUAGCGAGGAAGAUAGUGGACUUGCACUGUAAUAAGGAAGAAACUUAUGAUUGCGUAUAUUCGAGGGAAGAUCUGCUUAGGUAUAUCGCGUUCGCGAGGUCGUUCAAGCCUAUUAUUACUGAGGAUGCCGGUAAACUACUAGUGGAAUACUACACAGUACUGAGGACACGCGAUGGCAGCGGCGCUACUGGGGGCGGGUCGUGGCGCAUCACUGUGCGACAACUCGAGUCUAUGGUGCGACUUGCGGAAGCGAUGGCGAAAAUGCACUGCAGCGGACACGUCACACCACAACAUGUACACGAAGCUUACAGAUUGCUAAAUAAAUCAAUAAUCCGAGUGGAGCAGCCCGACAUCCACUUGGACGAAGACGAGCCCCAGCUGGAGCCGAGCAUGGACGUCGACCAGGACCUGCCUAAUGGCACGAACGGCACAGAAAACGGCCACGAGAACGGCGACUCGGCUCCUAAGAAGAAAUUAACCCUGUCGUUCGAAGAGUACAAGUCCCUGAGUGACAUGCUCGUGGUAUUCAUGAGGAAGGAAGAGGCGGAUUCUGAGACAAGAGGGGAAGAAAGCUCGGGCAUGCGCAAAAGUGCAGUAGUGAGCUGGUAUCUAGAACAGCUGGUGACGCAGGGAGCGAUAGAGAACGAAGAUGAACUGGUGGAGCGGAAGACUCUCGUCGAGAAGGUCAUCGACCGGCUUAUGUACCAUGAUCAAGUAAUAAUCCCUCUGUCCACAACCGGGUUGAAAGCGUCACAGAAGUCUUCAGACCAAGAGGUGGAAGACGACCCACUGUUAGUGGUACAUCCCAACUAUGUAGUAGACUCGUAAGCUAACAUUCCUGAUUAGUUUGUAAGCCUUGAUGCCUUUCUAUGAAGUAUUAAGUGUGUACUAAUAAAUCACUUGAUUUUUUUUUUA